Baudoinia panamericana UAMH 10762 is the source of this 1790-nucleotide messenger RNA. RefSeq lists its product as uncharacterized. Gene Ontology annotation, cellular component: cytosol. The record is from RefSeq and is a predicted model, not a curated record. Lineage: Eukaryota; Fungi; Ascomycota; Dothideomycetes; Mycosphaerellales; Teratosphaeriaceae. Gene Ontology annotation, biological process: carbohydrate metabolic process; GDP-mannose biosynthetic process. Gene Ontology annotation, molecular function: mannose-6-phosphate isomerase activity; zinc ion binding. Bases 302 to 1558 code for a protein of 418 amino acids. The transcript has a single exon.
CUGGCCGCACCUGCCCAAUUCCACCCUCGGAGGAGGUGGACCCGGUGAUGCGGUCGGUGAUGCUUCGCUGACACCCACUGGAGCAGAAGCAGAGUUGAGUGCGAGGGUUCAACGCGAUAAUGUCGGCAAUGACAUCAACCAGCCGUCAUGCGCGUCUCACACCACACAUACACGUCUAUCAGCAGCCUUUCGCCGAGAUUGAAAGGUAAGACAAGUCAACAUUCCCCUCUUUCUGUAUCUUCGCGUCCUACCUCACGUACCUUCCUUUUCUGUAAGACAUAUCACGUGAAAGACUACCAAGAUGCCGUCCCCAGUUGAGCCCGUCUACCAGCUCAAAUGCAGCUGCAACAGCUACCCGUGGGGCAUGACUGGCAAGAAGUCCAUCUCUGCCCGCUUGUGUGAGAAGCAGCCCGGGUGGGACGGUGAGGACCCGAAGAAGGACUUCAAGAUCCAAGAUGACAAGCCGUACGCCGAGAUGUGGAUGGGCACCUACCCCGUCCUGCCCUCGUACAUCAUGGGAACCGGCGAGGACUUGCAAGACGUCCUCGACGCCCACCCCGAAGAGCUGAUUGGCAAGCCCGUGAUGGAGAAGUUCGGACACACGAAGCUUCCGUAUCUGCCAAAGGUGCUGUCUAUCGCGAAGGCACUCCCACUCCAACUCCACCCGAACAAGGAUCUCGCGAGCAGGCUCCACGAGCAGAAUCCCGAUCAGUUUACCGACCCCAAUCACAAGCCUGAGAUCGCCGUCGCUCUAAGCGAGUUUGAGGCAUUCGUCGGCUUCAAGCCCCUCGCGCUCAUCAGCAACCUCCUUCAGCUCGAGCCGCUCAAGCGCUACCUUCCCAAAAUCCAAAAGCCCGACUUCGACGACCAAACCCUCAAAGGCGUCGUGAAGAAGAUGCUCCAGGCGGACGACGCUUCCGUGAAAGAGACGUACAAGGGCCUGACGUCACUGGAGGAGAAGGACUUCGGCCCGGACACGUACAUUCCCAAACUCGCCCCAAGGUUGGCGGAGCAGUACUCGGAGAGCGACCCUGGCUUGCUCGUGGCGCUGAUUACGAUGAACUACCUCGUGCUUCAACCGGGCGAGAGUGUCUACAUCCCCGCAGACGGCAUCCAUGCCUACCUCUCCGGCGACAUUAUCGAAUGCAUGGCGCGCAGCAACAACGUCCUAAACACCGGUUUCUGUCCGCGCUCGGAUCGCGACAACGUGGACCUCUUCUGCUCUUGCCUGACUUUCAUGCCACACUCUCCGGAGGAGUGCAAGCUACCUCAGCAGAAGUUUGAGCGCAGUAAGAACGGCAAGACGCUGAAGUUUGCGCCGCCAAUGAGUGAGUUUGAUAUGCUGCAGAUGGAGCUCAAAUCGGGAGAGAAGGAGGAGUUGGGGGCGGUGAAGGGGCCGGGUAUAUUGUUGGCUACGAGGGGUGGUGCGCAGAUGAAGGCGGGUGGCAAGGACGUUAAGCUAAGCGAAGGUCAGGUGUAUUUCGUGAGUCAGGGCACGGAGUUGCAAUUCGAGGCAGGUGGAGAUGGUUUGUUCAUGCACAUGGCUUAUGUGGAGUAGAUUCGUGAUGGAACGGAUACGAUAUAGAAGGACUAACGGCCUUGCAUGUUGCCAUUGUGGAACUGUCGCUUGUGCUACCAUCACCGAAGCUAGCCAGCCAGUUAAAGCGCGAGGCUAGCUCGGCCGAACAACACCCGACCGCGUACGUUUAUCCUCGCUUCUUUCUAAUUCCGUAUAGUAUUAACAUGGAGAAGCUACAUAGUUACUAUAGUCUGUAAAGUAAGGAUAAAGC